AAGGCGUGGUUAUACCGUUAGGGGCGUGGCCCAUCAGGGGGCGUGACCCGCCGCGCUCUCCGUGAGCCCCGGGACGGGCGUGGCCAUCAGCGGGAGGGGCGUGUCUACCGGCGAAGGGGGCGUGGCCAGCGGGAGGCCCCUCACGGUGUGGCGGGAGGCGGCGGCGCCGCCUCGGUGAGGGCGGGCCGGGCUCGGGCUCCGCUCCGGCUCCGCUCCCUGCUCCCGGCGCUGCGCGGGGAAGCGUGAGGCUCCCCUCAGGCCGCGCCUCCCCUCAGGCCGCGGCGGGACCCCGGGCCCGCGCCAGGCCGCGCCGCGCCGCGGCGCCGUGAGGGGAAGAUGGCCUCUCGGAGGAUCACCCGCGAGGCGUUCGAGGCCGUGGUGCAGGACAAAGUUAAGCGGUACCGCAUGGAGCGGAGCGGUGCCGCGGGGGACGCCGUCCAUCCGUUCAAAGCUCACUCCCGGCCGCUGCCCCGGCCCCGCUACAACGAGAGCUUCCACCACGACGGGCGCUUCCCUCACGCCAACUGCCAGAGCGAGGAGUGGAGCGGCGACCCCGGGCAGGAUUACCCCGGGGAAAACUACCCCGGGGAGGAUUACCCCGGGGAGAACUACCCCGGGGAGAACUACCCCGGCCCUUCCUACAGAGCCGCCAGCCCCCUGCUCCGCAAGGAGAAUUAUUUCCACGGACACUUCUCCCGGCCCGCGCCGCGGGAGCGGGAAUUCGCCCGGGAUUACGGGAAGUUUGGCCGCGCGGCUGCCCCCGGCCGGGAGUACGGGCAGCGGGAUUACCAGCAGGGUUACGGCCCCCCGGGUUCCUGGGGAGCCGGCGGGCCGCACGGAGCCGAGUUCGGCUCCCCGGAUGUUCUAGGGGAUUUCAGGUCGCCCGGGCUGAUGGAGGAGGAGUACGGCAGCGUGGAGGACCAGGAGUACGAGGCGGAGUUCGGGGCGCCCGACGGCGAGUUCCGGCCGCCGCUGCGCAGGGGAGGCGUGGGUAGGGGCAGAGUCCUGAGGGGGAAGCGCCUGGCCAGGGGGGUGGUGAAACCCAAGGUGUUCAAAGGAGACCUCAAAAGCCCCCUCAAGAAGUGGAGCUUGAAGAAGCCCCAGCCAGGCCUGGAUCCCAAAGCUCUGGAUCAGCCUCUGGAAGUGGCCGAGCGCCCCGGCCCCAAGCUGCCCCCGCACCCCGUGGCAGCCCAGAGACCCGUCCUGAGGCUGCCGAAGCCCGCCCACGUCUUCAGGAACCUCAACUUCGACCUGGUGGAUAAAUCUGACAUUUUCUCCACCUUCGGCAUCGAGAUCAUCAAGUGGGCCGGGUUCCACGCCAUCAAAAACGACGCCGAGUUCUCGCGGCUCUUCGGGGCGCUCUUCGAGCUGGAGACUGAGACCUGUGCCAAGAUGUUGGCCUCCUUCAAGUGCUCCCUGAGGCCAGAGCACAGAGAUUAUUGCUUUUUCACCAUCAAGAGCUUGCAGCACGCCGCCCUGAAAACCCCCAAGGUGGACAACGAGUUCUUGAACAUGCUGCUGGACAAGGGGGCCGUGAAAACCAAGAAUUGCUUCUUCGAGAUCAUCAAACCUUUUGAUAAAUACAUCAUGAGGCUCCAGGACCGCCUCCUCAAGGGGGUGACCCCGCUGCUGAUGGCCUGCAACGCCUACGAGCUGAGCGUUAAAACCAACGGCUUUGGCGACCCCAGGGAAAUGGCCAACGCCUUCGAGACCACCGUGUCCCUGUGCCGGAAAUCCCUGGCCCUGCUGGGCCAGACCUUUGCCCUGGCCUCUGUGUUCAGGCAGGAGAAAAUCCUGGAGGCCGUGGGGCUGCAGGAGAUGGCGCCGGCGCCGACGUCCUUCCCAAAUUUCGACGAUUCCACGCUCUUUGGGAGGGAGUACAUCGAGAACUUGAAGGCUUGGCUGGAGAAGAGUGGGUAUCCCAUCCAGAUGAAAAAAGGGGAGGCCGAGUCCGCGGAGCAGCUCAAAGCGGCCUCCCCCGACAGCAAAGCCCCCCAACGAGCUGACAGGAAAGUUGUGGACACAAUUGAGCAGCUGGUGAGCAGCAUCGUGUCAGGAACUUUGUCUGCCAAGGACAGGAGUGCUCAGAAGAACUCUCCUGAAUACUGGUUCCUGUCUGACGAGGAGAGCCUGGAGUACAAAUACUACAGGCUGAGGCUGUCAGAGGUGCAGAGGAGGAGCCUGCCUGGGGAAGGAGCUGCCCCAGAGUCCCUGCGGGCCCUGCUCUACGCCAGGAGAGUGGCCAGCAUCAAAAAGAGACUUUUCAAAGGGAAAAAAAAACCUGCCUUUGUCCCUCCCCGUGCCAGCAGGGCCAGGAAGGUGAGGAGGGCAAGCAGGGGCACCCAGACUGUGCUGUCAGCUGGGACAGUGCUGAAGCACCCAGACCAAAAUCUUCCAGGUGCAGCCCAGGCCAAGGUUGCCCUGGCAGAGCCCGGGCUGGCCCAGGCUGGCCUGGGUGCCACCUCGGCCUCCCAAGGUGCCAGCAGCUCCCAGGUGGCCGUGCCAGCAGAGGAGGAGGCAGGUCCUGAGGGUUCAGCAGCAUCUCCUGAGCUUCUGCCAGCCCUGGGCUCUCAGUUUCCUGAUGUGGAUGCCAAAACCAUGGAAACUGCAGAGAAACUCGCCAGGUUUGUGGCUCAGGUAGGGCCAGAGAUCGAGCAGUUCAGCAUUGACAACAGUGCAGACAACCCCGACCUCUGGUUCCUCCAGGAUCCCACCAGCCCCGCCUUCAAAUUCUACCGCAUGAAAGUUUUCCAGCUGUGCCCCUCCAUCACCUUCAGCCCCGAGGCUGCAGAAGCUGCCACAGCUGCAGGGACAGCCCUGGAGAACGAGGAGGACGAGGAGGAAGAAGAGGAAGAAGAAGAAGAAGAAGAAGAAGAAGAAGAGGAAGAAGCUGAGUUUGAACCCUCCCAACCUCAGGGGGACGAGGAGGAGGAGGAGGAGGAGGAUGAGGAGGACGUGGCAGCAGGCACCCGGCCCGGCCCCCGGCGCGCGCUUCCCCCGCAAAAGGGUCAGCUCCAAGUCCCUGAAAGUGGGCAUGAUCCCUGCCCCAAAAAGGAUCUGCCUCAUCCAGGAGCCCAAAGCUCCAAGUCCCUGAAAGUGGGCAUGAUCCCUGCCCCAAAAAGGAUCUGCCUCAUCCAGGAGCCCAAAGUGCAUGAACCUGUCAGGAUUGCCUAUGACAGACCCCGGGGCUGCCCUGCCACAAAGAAGAAAAAGAAAGCCAAGGAGGUGGAGGAGCCCCAGAAGAGGCUGAGCCCCAGGAACGUGGGCUUCCAGAUGCUGCAGAGGAUGGGCUGGCAGGAGGGGCACGGCCUGGGCACGCGCGGCCGCGGCAUCCGCGAGCCCGUGCGCCUGGGUGCCACCUCGGCCGGCGAGGGGCUGGGAGUGGCCGGGGAGCAGAGCCACGAGGACGCCUUCGACAUCUUCCGCCAGAGGAUGAUCCAGAUGUACCGGCAGAAACGGGCGAGCAACUCCAGGCUCUCUUCCAUGAAGACCCCAGAGCCCCUCCCCUCCCUCCCGUGCUCUCUCUGCUGGAUUUUGGUCGGAUUUCCCUGGAAUUCCAUCCCAAACUCUGGAUUUUCCAUCCCAAAUUCCAGAUUUUCCCUGGAAUUCCACCCCAAAUUCCGUAUUUUCCAUCCCAAAUUUCAGAUUUUCCAUCCCAAAUUUCAGAUUUUCCCUGGAAUUCCACCCCAAAUUCCAGAUUUUCCAUCCCAAAUUUCAGAUUUUUCGUGGAAUUCCACCCCAAAUUCCGGAUUUUCCAUCCCAAAUUUCAGUUUUUCCCUGGAAUUCCACCCCAAAUUCUGGAUUUUCCAUCCCAAAUUUCAGAUUUCCCCUGGAAUUCCACCCCAAAUUCCGGAUUUUCCAUCCCAAAUUUCAGAUUUUCCCUGGAAUUCCACCUCAAAUUCCAGAUUUUCCACCCCAAAUUUCAGAUUUUCCCUGGAAUUCCACCCCAAAUUCCGGAUUUCCCAUCCCAAAAUUCAGAUUUUCCCUGGAAUUCCAUCCCAAACUCUGGAUUUUCCCUGGAAUUCCACCCCAAAUUCCGGAUUUUCCAUCCCAAAUUUCAGAUUUUCCCUGGAAUUCCACCCCAAAUUCUGGAUUUUCCAUCCCAAAUUUCAGAUUUUCCCUGGAAUUCCACCCCAAAUUCCCUCCUUUCCGUGCAGCUUUCCAUCCCAAGAGAGGAGAAAUGAACAUUUUUUCCCCCAUUUUGGUGUCAGUAACACUUUGGUAGAAAUGUUAAAUCCAAUAAAUGUAGAGCUGGACAAUUCCUGCUUCCUGUGAUCUUUAAUUUGGAUUUUUCCUUGUGACUUUGGCCCUUUGCAGGAGAUACGCAUUUGUAUUUUUAUUUUCAUUAAAUUAAAUUUAUUUUUUUUUGGGUGGAAUUUGGAAUUCCUCUGGGUGCAGAGCAGGAUUUUGGGGGUCAAAAUCUAUUUUUGGGAUGGGAUUCCUCACCAAAAACUGGAAUUAAUUCUUUCCCAAAAAUCAAUGUACAACUUCUUUAUUUUUUGUUUUUCCUCUUGACCUCCCACUCUACUUCCAAUUUUUAUUUUGCCCAAAUAAAGCCUGGCCUCAAAAAUCCAAAUAUUCUCCUUUUGCCUUCUUCCCUACCCUACAGCAGCUACAUUUUCUAAUUAAAACCCAAUUAAACCCCUUUUUAAUCACCUUUUUAAUCCUGCAUGCCAAGCACGGCCCCAGGGGGGUUUGAGCAAUAAAAACACCUGAAAAAUCAGAAUAUGCUGAAAGCCCCACGGGGAU
Molecule: messenger RNA, 4749 nt
Organism: Vidua macroura (Pin-tailed whydah)
Lineage: Eukaryota; Metazoa; Chordata; Aves; Passeriformes; Viduidae
Gene: SUGP2
Product: SURP and G-patch domain containing 2
Exons: 12
Coding region: 337-4275 (1312 amino acids)
Biological process (GO): RNA processing
Cellular component (GO): nucleoplasm
Molecular function (GO): RNA binding
Source: RefSeq, a predicted model, not a curated record